GGACGCUGUGGCCGUUGCUGGCGCGCGCGGGGAGCUGUGAGGGGUCGGUCACGGUCCCGCUCCUCAGCCAUGGGAGCCAAGAAGAAGUUGUUGCAGGUCCGGGAAGCCUUUCAGCUUGCCCAGAAGCCUCACCAGAACCACGCGAAGCUCGUGGUGGGUCUGAAGAGCACUUAUGCUCAGUUGGAUGAUAAAGAAGGCUUUAAUGAAAAAUUCAUUCACUUCCUCAAGUAUGCUAUGAUAAUCUACCGGCGGGAACCAGCAGUGGAACAAGUGAUCAAUUUUGCGUCUAGAUUUGUUACUUCAUUCUAUCAGAUGGAGAAAGAAGAUGGUAGUGAGGAGGGAGAAGAUAAUUUACUUCUGAAUUAUGUGUUUAAAUUUCUGCUUGAGUCUCACGAUGCGAACAGCCAUGCAGUUAGGUUUCGAACCUGUCAGCUCGUGAAUAAGAUUUUGGGAAAUAUGCCAGAGAAUGCGGAGAUUGAUGAUGACUUAUUUGAUAAAAUUAAUCAAGCUAUGCUGGUUAGACUUCAAGAUAAAUUUCCAAGUGUGAGAAUUCAAGCUGUCUUGGCCCUGUCAAGACUUCAAGAUCCUAAGGAUGAAAACUGCCCUGUUGUUAAUAUUUACUGCACAUUGCUUGAAAAUGAUUCAAACUCAGAUGUGAGACGUGCUGUGCUGUCAUGUAUCGCUCCGUCAGAAAGGACUUUGCCAAUAAUUGUAGGCCGCACUAUGGAUGUAAAGGAGGCUGUCAGAAAGCUGGCAUAUGAGGUUUUGGCAGAAAAAGUUCACAUGAGAGCUCUGACAAUAGCACAGAGAGUUAAAUUGUUGCAACAAGGACUUAAUGACAGAUCUGAUGCUGUUAAGGAGGUAAUGAAGAAGAAGCUGCUUCCAGCCUGGUUACAGUUCACUGAAGGGGAUGUUUUAGAAUUGCUUCAUAGACUGGAUGUAGAAAACUGCCCAGAAGUGGCCAUCCCAGUAUUAAAUGCUAUGUUUUCAUUAUCUCCACUUCAUGACAUUGUUCAGAACUGUAAAAACCUUGACAGCAGAAAGCUGAUUCCACUGGAGGAUUUAACAGCUGAGAAUGUGUUAUAUUGGAGAUGUCUUUGUGAAUAUCUAAAAUCAAAAGGUGAAGAAGGUGAAGUUAUACUAGAACAAGUGUUGCCAGAACCAGCUAUAUAUGCAGAUUAUCUACUGAGUUAUCUUCAAAAUAUGCCAGUUCUUAGAGAAGAACAAAAAGAAGACUUUAAUUGUUUUGAAAACCUGAUGACAAAAGAAUUUAUAGGCCAGCAACUGAUUCUAAUCAUAGGCUGCAUGGAUACCAUGGAAGAGGGAGGAAGAAAGCAUCUGCUAGUUAUUUUACAAAAGAUUCUCAUUUUACCUUCAACUUCAGCGGCACUUACACCUCUGCUUGUUGAAAGAUUGCUCAGUAUUGUUAAAGAUGAGGACAGAAGGAUUCAAAUUGUUGCAGAAAUUAUAUCAGAAGUUCGUGAACCAAUCGUUGCAGUUGACCAGCCUAUUGAUGCCGCUGAAAUAAGAAAGCGGGAGCUUAAGCUGGCUGAAAUAAAAGUGAAACUUUUUGAAGCAAAACAAGCUUUGGAAGAAUGCAUUACUCUUCAGGAUUUUCAUAGAGCAUCAGUAUUAAAAGAGAAAAUAACUGAGUUGGAACACACAAAAAAUGAUCUGAUGAAAGCAGCAGAGCAAACUGAAAUUAAAGAAAUGCGUGUGGAGAAGAAUGAUCCUGAAACACUGUUGAAGUGUCUGAUCAUGUGCUAUGAGGUUCUGAAGAUCAUGUCACUUUCUAAAGGCAUCAGUCCAACCAUUAAUGAAAUAAUUCAAUUUCUGAUACUUCCAGGUGUAACUAAUGUCCACCCAGCUGUGAGAAAUAUGGCAGUUCUGUGUUUGGGUUGCUGUACCCUUCAGAACAAAGAAUUUGCGCAACAACAGCUUCCAUUGCUUUUACAGGUUUUACAAAUAGAUAACAUAAAGAUAAAGCUCAGUGCUUUAAAGGCAGUCUUCGAUCAACUAAUGCUAUUUGGAAUUGAGCCUUUUAAAACCAGAAGAAGCAAUGACUCUCAAAGUGAAAGUGGACACAUUAGAACUGAAAAUGGUGAGAAUGAAAGUGAAACAAUAGAGGAGGAGGAGGAGACUGCCACAGUUCACAGCCUUCUGAAGCUUCUUUCUGGUUUCUUAGACAGUGAGUAUUCAGAACUUAGGACAGAAGCUGCAGAAGGCAUUGCCAAACUGAUGUUCUCUGGGAGGCUGAUCAGUGCUAAGCUCCUUUCUCGUCUUGUUUUGUUGUGGUAUAAUCCCGUGACUGAAGAGGAUACUCGGCUCCGACACUGUCUGGGAGUUUUCUUCCCUUUAUUUGCUUAUGCGAAUAGGUCUAACCAGGAGUGCUUUGAAGAAGCUUAUCUUCCGACCUUGCAAACACUGUUAAAUGCUCCUGCAACAUCACCUUUGGCUGAAGUAGAUACCAGUAAUGUUUCUGAACUGUUAGUGGACCUUACCAGACCAAGUGGACUGAAAUGUCAGUCCAAGAAGUCUCAGGACUAUCAGGAGUUAACAGUGCAUGAUACUUUAGCCAUGAAAAUUUGCAAUGAAAUCCUGGUGGACCCAACUGCACCAGAUGUCCGUAUUUAUGCAAAAGCUUUAAAUUCACUAGAACUCAGUAGUUCUUCUACAGAGAAUCUUCUGGUGUUGCUCAAUGAAAUUCGAGAGAAAGUGGAAGAUAAACCAUGUCAAAAAGCUAUUGAGAAGAUCCAAAUGAAAUUGACCAAGGAUCCUAAUGUGGGCAGAAACCACUCCGGAAGAACUGAGGAAACAGGUCUCUCUGAAAAGACACAGGAAAGAGACAUCACAUUGUCUGAAAAUACUGUUCACAAUGAAGAAGAAAAUAAUAAAGAUGCUCUUAAUACUCCAGUCAAUGAAUUUAAAGAAACUGCAAAAAUAAGAUCUACAAGAAACAAAACUGGCAAAGGACAGCGGAAAGCGGCAGAAGUGAGGUCUGUGAGCAGAAGAAAAACUGGUGCAAGUGUAAAACGUGGUCUUGAAAGUUGUGAUCAGAUUCCAGAACCAGUCCCAGUGUCAAGUUCAAGGCCUCAAAGACGAGCAAAAACUUUGGCACUGGAGAAAACCCGAAUGAAUCUUUCAAGACUGUUGGAUGAGGAAACAGAUGAGUAAAGACAAAAGGAGAAAGUGCCUUUGUCAACACUGCUCUGAAGUUCAAAAGGUGUAGGAAUGGUCAGGAGUUUCACAGGACAGCAGAUGAAGCUGUGAUCACACAGUCACUGGUGGCUGAGCAGGUUCACUCGAAAACACCGGGGCAGUCGUGUCCGUGUCACAGUGGGGUCAUUUCAGAGCAGCUGGAACAAACUCACUCAAUUCCUUGACGUGCACAUCUCAACUAUUGAUGCCAAAUGCAGCUUUCUAAGGAACUUGCAUUUUAAAUUGGUAAAUAUGCUAUAAAUGAUUUUUGGUAAGUCUCAGAAGUGACUUGGGGGAUACAAGUGAAAUUUAGUAUUUCUAAAGUGUAAUGCCCAAACUAUUAUGCUGUUUCCAAGCUUGCAAGAAACAGGAAGAGGGAUUGUGUUGCUUUUUAUCCUUUGCAGUUUUUGUUGGAAACUUGUCAAACUGCAAAAUGCCACAACACAAUACUUUUGUUGAAUUUUGAGGCAAAGCAGGAGCAAUAAAAACAUAUAAAAGCCUCUAGGCAUGUCUUCCUGAAUAAGACUUCAGUUUUACCUUCUUGCUGUUCUGCUGUGCCUUGCUAUAUCUACAGGUUCUGUCUCUGGCAUCUCUUGGGAAUGCUGGACUGAAAAGAUGAGGUUUCCUUAAAGUCACCUCCCAGUCUGUGGAUGCUUCAGCUGUGGAUGUGGCUUCACUGGUGUGUUUUAAUAGAAAACAUACUAUCUCACUGGAGGCUCCUGGGGCUGGUGUGGGGCUGGAGUUCCUGCCCUUUGGGAGAGGCCAAGGAAGCUGGGCUUGUUGAGCUUGUGAAUGUUGGGAGGAUCCUCAGUUACCUGCAAGGAGUCCAGUAAAAAGAUAAAAUUGAGCUCUUUGUUGCAUAUGAUGAGAGGAUAAAAAAGCAAUGGGUAUAAAUUGAAACUCAAACCAGAAGAGAAGAUGAAAAAGGCAGUGGAACAGGUUAAAAACUUCUGGAACAAAUUGCCUGUGCAGGUUCUGUCCUAGGAAUUUUUAAGACACAGGACUAGGUGUGAACUACUCCCAGCUGGCUGCCUUUGAGCAGGGUGUACAACUAUGGACCUUCCUGAUGUCCUUUUAUACUUUUGUGAUCCUUUCAGGCAGAAACCUGAGCAGCAACUGGCACUGAAUUUCCAGCCCCUCUGGGCACACUGCCUACCUCACUGUAAAGGGAAGCGGUUUCUGUGUAAUACAAAAUUAGAUGUGUUCUUUUAAAAUUACUUUACCUUUCCAGGAGGGGUGGCUGCAUUGCCCCAAUUGUAAUUGCAGGGUGAGACAAUCAGGUGUGUGCUGUCUCUCAAAGUUCACUAUUAUUGAUAAUGAAGGUUUCAGUGUAUGCAGCUGACUUCCUGAGAAAGUCACAUGGUAGCAAGAGUACAUCCAAAGGUGACAAGGAGGCAAGCCUGGAAUCAUCAUCCUUGCAGUGAAAAAAUCUUUGCUUGGUAUGCAUUACUCCUUCUACCUAAAAUAAUUCUGGUUUUUACUUUAAUUCUAUGUGUUGAAAGUACCUAACUUCUCAGCUGCUUAAUUAAGGAAUAAAAUUUUAAUCCUUAAAAUACUUUAAUUUAUUUAAAAACAGCCUCUUUGUUGCUCUGGACCAAUUACUGUGUCCUUCCUCUUUUUGCUGGCUAAACACAACAGUGUCAAACAUGAACUAGACCUAAACUUCACUGCCUAUUAAGUAAUGGUGAAAUAGCAGUGGUCACUCAUCAAAUUUUGGUUUGACUAGUUUGACACUAAUUUUUGUUUCUUAAAACAAAUUUUGUGAUUCCUGUUUGCUUGUGUAUUCAGCCUCUUCAGCCUAUGCACUAAAACAGCUUCUCUUGACAACCAGCCUUAGGCUGGUUCUCUCCAGGCUGAAGGACAGCAGCAGGGGCUAGUGAGCUUGGGUUAUGCCUGAAAACUCUCAAGUCAGCAGCCAACUACAACUCAAAGGAAUAAUAAUAAUUAAUAGUUGUUAACAAAAAGGCUUCUGCUUGGAGCUGAGGAAGACAUGUUCAAACCAGUGAGGUUCUGGUAUUUACUGUGUCUUUGAAUUCAGAAAAGUCCAUGUGGCAUGUCCUCCCAUGGGCACACAAACAAUUCCAGCUGCAUUUGCUCCAGUGCUUGUAAGACUCCUAUGUUCUCCCGCCUGACUCCUUACUGAUCCUUUUGCUUUGCUAGGGCUCCACAGAAGUCAACUUCAGUUCCUCUUCCCUGAGAAGUUUAAUUCUCCUUUUGUCUUUUUUGACCCACAGAAUCCACGGUGCCUGUAACAGUUAGGAUACAUAAAGACCUCCUAAACAGCUCAAAACAUGAUGUUUAUUAUUUUAAUCACAUUCUGCACUUUUAAUCAUGUCCAAUGCUUCAGUGACUCAAUACCUUCUUGGGAUCUUGUGACACCAGAAUUCAUAACAAUCUCUAUUUCAGUUACUGGGCUGCACCUGCAAACCAACAAACCUCUGUAAAGAGGAAGUGCAUCUUUAUUUUUGUAAGGUGAAUCCUUAAAACCUUUGUUUUAUAAAAUACAUUGUCUUCCAAGGAAAUUUCCUUCUGGAAAGUUCUUGUCAAGUAAAGGACAGACAACUCAUCAUGAAUUAAGAAACCUCUACUCUAGCUACUGAAUGUAUGACUCCAGAAAAGAGAAGUAUAUUAUAUGGUUUUAUUCUAACACUUUUGUUAUAGCUCUAUCAAUAAUAAAGUUUCGAUGAAUGAAGUACAUGAACCUUGCUAAGAUCAUUUAAGCAUGGAAUGUCUACAAUGUAGUCAGCUACAACCAUUUACUACUUCUUUGAGUAGAGAUAAAAUUUUGAUUUUACAUUGAAUUUCCAAAGUACAUGGAAAAAAAUGAAAUAGGAAGAACAUUUACAUCCAUUUUAAUUGGUGGCAGGCAUAAAUUCAUAAAAACAAAGGGGGAAGAAAGACCAUUUAGCAGAAACCUCAAAAAGUGCAGAUACAGAUUUGUUGAAUGACAAUCUUUCACGAGAUUCUCCAGCAGGCUUGGUCUUUCUUUUAGACAUUAGGGUCAUUAAACACUGUCACACAGAAGUCCUCAAUGUAAGUGAAGAUGAAAGCGUACUGCAGAAAAAAACUGGUGCUUCCAUACAAUUCAAUCCGUUGGUGAAGGAGAUCUCCUCAGAUAAUUUACCUUUGUACUGCUUUGCUUCGAGGUAGUCGGUCUCCACCUAUUACAGAUUGGUUUGAAUUAUUACCAUAAAUCUUUACAUGGUGACCUAUGCCACAAAUUACAUAAUAUAUUAACUUUCGUGCACAAAAA
Messenger RNA from Cyanistes caeruleus (blue tit), 6451 nucleotides. It is a transcript of the gene NCAPG, whose product is annotated as non-SMC condensin I complex subunit G. NCBI's taxonomy places the organism in Eukaryota, Metazoa, Chordata, Aves, Passeriformes, Paridae. Gene Ontology annotation, cellular component: condensed chromosome; cytoplasm; condensin complex. Gene Ontology annotation, biological process: mitotic chromosome condensation. The record is from RefSeq and is a predicted model, not a curated record.